This is a messenger RNA of Ceratitis capitata (Mediterranean fruit fly), 1410 nucleotides long. Its product is annotated as protein YIPF1. Gene Ontology annotation, cellular component: Golgi apparatus; membrane. Gene Ontology annotation, biological process: vesicle-mediated transport. The coding region runs from base 117 to 1166 and encodes 349 amino acids. The transcript has 4 exons. Gene Ontology annotation, molecular function: small GTPase binding. The record is from RefSeq and is a predicted model, not a curated record. Lineage: Eukaryota; Metazoa; Arthropoda; Insecta; Diptera; Tephritidae.
UUGUCAAUGCAAACAAAAAAGAACAACAAAGAUAUGUGUUUGACAUUUACGUGUCGAUUAAGAAUAAAAAUAAAUCUACAAAUUUAGAAUAUUUUGCAAGUGAAUAAAUAUCAAAGAUGCAGUCAGCUGGCACCGACGAUUUACUACAAUUUCGUGACUAUAACAGCACGCCCAGCACGAGCAGUCCACCGGCACAGAUAAAUGUGAACUCACCAACUCAUUCUGGUGGCUCUGGUAGUGGUAAUAAUGCUUUGAAUGAAUUAAUUUAUGAUAUGAGUAACUCAGCUGGCAUAUUGAGUGGUAGCAAUGCUGCAGGAGACGGUGGAAAUAUAAAUACAUCUGCAACUACCGCUGGUAGCGGUGCUGAUGGUGGCGGUGCUGGUGCUGGGAAUAAGGUAUCGUUUCUAACAUUCGAGUACUAUCAACAAUUCUUCAACGUGGACACAUCUGUUGUGUUGGAGCGUAUUGUUAAUGCAGUCGUACCUAUGCGUGCGUCUAAGAACUAUUUGCGGUUCGAUAUUGGUGAAAAUCCAGAUUUAUAUGGCCCAUUUUGGAUAACUGUUACAUUGAUCUUUUCAAUUGCUAUUGGCGGUAAUAUUGCAAGUUAUUUGCAACACGCUGAUGACAAUUACCAGUGGCGCUAUAAUUUCCAUUUAGUAUCCUACGCUGCAACAUCCAUAUUUAUUUACGCCAACUUCGUCCCAAUUCUAUUUUGGGCUUUGUUCAAGUAUACAUUAAAGCCAGUUACGGAUGAAGAACCAGUCGAAAGUGCCAACUACACGCCCUCAUUGUUGUCGCUUAUGUGCCUCUAUGGCUAUUCACUAUUUGUUUAUAUACCUUUUUCUGUAUUGUGGCUUAUACAGAUUAGCAUAGUGCAAUGGGUUUUUGUCAUCAUCUCCUUUUGUCUUUCUGGUUUGUCAAUGAUGCACGUACUGACACCCGCUACUCGUAACUCCAAGAUCUCUCAAUUACUAAUAUUCGGAAUAUUACUUUCACAAUCCCUGCUGGCUGUUUGUUUCAUGUUUUACUUCUUCCAUAUGCCAAACAGCCCGGUGUCUACUGCAACAGAGUCCGCUGCUAUAGAGGAAGUCAUUAAGACAGCAAAACUUGUAGUGACACCUCCAGUAGUGGCAGGCAAUAUAGCACCAGCUAAUGGCACGCGCUAAGUGUUUCAUGAUAAUCUAAAAUUAAAAAAAAAAAAAUAAGACGAAUCGUGUAAGAUUUCCUUAGAAAAUUAGAAAUGUUUUUUUUUAUUAUUUUAAUGUAAAUUUGAUUUGUCUGUUGUGCUUUUAUGCUUAGUUUCUUAGCGAAUCGCUUCUAAUAUCAAAUGGAGUGAUUACUUUCAAGUACGAAAUAUGCCAUUAUGUUAUUUACAUAAAUAUAUGUUCAUUCCAAAAAUAUUUAAAUUUA